Xiphophorus hellerii (green swordtail) is the source of this 2935-nucleotide messenger RNA. RefSeq names its product fizzy/cell division cycle 20 related 1a (gene fzr1a). NCBI's taxonomy places the organism in Eukaryota, Metazoa, Chordata, Actinopteri, Cyprinodontiformes, Poeciliidae. The record is from RefSeq and is a predicted model, not a curated record. The coding region runs from base 186 to 1679 and encodes 497 amino acids. Gene Ontology annotation, biological process: anaphase-promoting complex-dependent catabolic process; positive regulation of ubiquitin protein ligase activity; positive regulation of anaphase-promoting complex-dependent catabolic process. Gene Ontology annotation, molecular function: protein binding; anaphase-promoting complex binding; ubiquitin ligase activator activity. The transcript is spliced from 14 exons. Gene Ontology annotation, cellular component: anaphase-promoting complex.
UCAAAAUCUGUGACGUCACGCCUUUCCCGUGGUGCUUUGGAAACCCAAAUUGAAUGCUCGACUAAAGAAUAUAUUUGUAUUCUAUUAAUUCCUGUUUUAAAGGCAUACGAAAAGACCUGAGUUUGACACGCCUGGACAGAAGGAGCUCACCGGCACCAAAAGAGGAGAGUGUAUCAGAUAAAGGUAUGAUGGAUCAGGACUAUGAGUGCCGGCUACUGAGACAAAUAAAUAUUCAAAAUGAGAAUGCAAGCCCCAUAAAAGCUGUGGGAGCGGUGCGAUCUCUGACACCCACCAGCUCCCCCCUGUCCUCUCCCAGCAAGCACGGUGAUCGCUUCAUCCCCUCCCGGGCGGGAGCCAACUGGAGUGUCAACUUCCACCGCAUUAAUGAAAUUGAAAAGUCGCACAGUCAAAAUAGAAAAACCAAAGAUGGGACAACCGACAGCAAUAAAGUGGAUGGUCUGGCUUACUCUGCUCUGCUGAAGAACGAGCUGCUAGGAGCGGGAAUCGAGAAAGUUCAAGACCCUCAGUCUGAAGACCGUCGAUUGCAGCCAUCUACUCCUGCCAAGAGGAGCCUUUUUAGUUAUUCUGUAAGUACGAAGAGGGCUCUACCAGAAGAAGACGGCAACACGGUUUCCCCGUAUUCUUUAUCACCCGUCAGUAGCAACAGCCAAAAAUUGCUACGGUCACCAAGAAAGCCUACACGCAAGAUUUCCAAAAUUCCCUUUAAAGUUUUAGAUGCUCCAGAGCUUCAGGAUGAUUUCUACCUCAACCUGGUGGACUGGUCCUCUCUGAACGUGCUCAGCGUGGGGCUGGGUACCUGUGUUUACCUGUGGAGCGCCUGCACCAGCCAGGUGACGCGUCUUUGCGACCUCUCUGUAGAAGGAGAUUCGGUUACGUCAGUGGGCUGGUCAGAGAGGGGUAACCUGGUAGCGGUGGGCACUCAUAAGGGCUACGUCCAGAUUUGGGACGCGGCAGCAGGGAAGAAGCUUUCUGUAUUGGAGGGACACACGGCCAGAGUGGGUGCUUUGGCGUGGAACGCCGACCAGCUGUCGUCUGGAAGCCGCGAUCGUGUGAUCCUGCAGCGGGACAUCAGAGCGCCACCUCUGCAGUCGGAGCGCCGUCUCCAGGGCCACAGGCAGGAAGUCUGCGGGCUCAAGUGGAGCACGGACCACCAGCUUCUGGCUUCAGGUGGAAACGAUAACAAGCUACUUGUGUGGAACCACUCGAGCGUGCUGCCCGUGCAGCAAUACACAGAACACUUGGCUGCAGUGAAGGCCAUCGCCUGGUCGCCCCACCAGCACGGCCUGCUGGCCUCAGGUGGCGGCACGGCUGACCGCUGCAUCCGCUUCUGGAACACUCUGACCGGCCAGCCGCUGCAGUGCACCGACACCGGCUCUCAGGUCUGCAACCUGGCCUGGUCCAAGCACACCAAUGAACUGGUUAGCACACAUGGUUAUUCCCAAAACCAGAUUCUGGUUUGGAAGUAUCCCUCUUUAACCCAAGUGGCAAAACUCACCGGGCAUUCCUACAGAGUACUCUACCUGGCCAUGUCACCCGAUGGAGAAGCCAUCGUGACCGGGGCGGGAGAUGAAACGCUUCGGUUCUGGAACGUCUUCAGUAAAAUGAGAUCCACUAAGGAAUCGGUGUCGGUGCUGAACCUCUUCACCAGGAUCCGGUAGUCUGUUCUGCAAGGGAGCGGCGGCGGGAAGGGGGAUUCAUCUCUGCACGCAUCGCGUUGUGACCGGACCAUCUUCAGGAGGGGAGGCGGGGCCCCCUUCCCCUCCACUUCCUUUUGAAUAAUUUAGUCGUGUUGUAGCUGAGGUUGGGAGGUGCUGCAGAGAUGCACAGUCAGGUUGUGGAGAGCUGUAGGGAGGAGUACAGCGCACACAGAGUGAACCACUGCCUCUGCCAACAGACCUGUGGUCCCCGACCACGGGGAGCAUUCUGGAGUCGUCUGUGUGAUUGUUUUGUUUACAAACUGACUCUGUGCAUACCUGCCAAAAUAUAUUACGUUUGUCCUUUUGAUUGUUUGUUUAUUUAUUUUUAACACUUUUUUUUGUUAAAGAUAUAUUCUGAUGGAUUUAUUUUCAUGUCCGUAGCUUUCAGUCUAUUGUCUGGACUAAGUCUGGAUUUGUUCAGGUUUGUUGACAGGAAAUCCUUUUUUGUUUUUUGUUAUUCAGUUCUGAUGUGUCUCGCAUAAAGACUACAAAUAACAUCAACCAGUUUUGCUUCGAAAUCUCAAGACAAGUCGAUUUCAUUUUUUUUAAAAAGCCUUAUUUUUUUUAAACAGAGUUCAUUUUAGGAUAAUAAGUGUUCAGGCAUUAUUUCUCAAUAUCAUAAGUUAAAGAAGAAAAGGACUUAUGGAAAACUGUACAUAAGGACAAUAUUACAGGAGUAAUUCCUGUGAAGCUGUAUCGUUUUAGUCUGACUUGUAUGGGAUUCUUUUUUUUUUUUUAUCUUAUUAUCCUUUAGUUCAUUUGUGGAUUAUUGGACAAGGAACAUUUUUUUAAAAGUCAGUUUGGUUCAUCUGUGUACUUUGUAACCACAACUGAACUUUACAGUUUGAAAAAAGAAACAAAAUGAAUAAUCCGAACAAAUUAUGUUUGCAGAACUUUUGCGUUAUCUGCUGAGAUGCUUGAGCCCAACGCCCUUCAGCCAUGGUUUUUGGAUAAACAUAUUUUACCGUAUCAUAUCACCUGCUUUCAUUUUCUCCCUGGAAUGUCAAGUUGAGGUGCCAGGUUUAAAUGAAUGACUUUUAUUUUUCUAUACAGUGAAGCAUGUUUGAGGAAAAGAUGAGCAGAUUUGCUGCAAACAUCUCAUUUGAUGCCACUUCAAACUUAUCCUGCCAAUGUAAAUUAUGGAAAGACUGUUUAAGUGGAAAACUUUCUGUACCAAGAUUUGAUCAGCAAAUAAAUGCCCAUAUCUUGUCAAGUCU